AUGAGUGAAUUGCAGAGAUCAGUAACAUCAUUCAGGAGACAAGGGUCUUCAGGGUUGGUUUGGGAUGACAAGUUCAUCAGUGGCCUUCAAAAGGAACAAGCUAAUGAGAAGGAAGGAUCCGUAGGUGGGCUGGAGCGCAGCAGAUCAGCAGGGGCAAGGCCUUAUCGGACGGUCAACGUGGCAGUGGCAGCACCCUCCGUCGACCCACCUUCUCCCAAGCUAUCAACCUUUGCCUUCUGCGGCCUCUUUCGGAAAUCUAAAAAACGUAACACCUGA
Cajanus cajan (pigeon pea) is the source of this 276-nucleotide messenger RNA. RefSeq names its product plant/protein. The record is from RefSeq and is a predicted model, not a curated record. Lineage: Eukaryota; Viridiplantae; Streptophyta; Magnoliopsida; Fabales; Fabaceae.